Orbicella faveolata is the source of this 1879-nucleotide messenger RNA. Its product is annotated as T-box transcription factor TBX20-like. Gene Ontology annotation, biological process: regulation of transcription by RNA polymerase II; positive regulation of DNA-templated transcription; cell fate specification. Gene Ontology annotation, cellular component: chromatin; nucleus. Gene Ontology annotation, molecular function: RNA polymerase II cis-regulatory region sequence-specific DNA binding; DNA-binding transcription factor activity, RNA polymerase II-specific. Lineage: Eukaryota; Metazoa; Cnidaria; Anthozoa; Scleractinia; Merulinidae. The record is from RefSeq and is a predicted model, not a curated record.
ACUGUACUAGUGAUUGUAAGGAAAGGAGUAUGACUCUGAUCUGAUGAACACAACCCUUGUUGCACAACCAUGUCAGUGGCAGUCGCUAUAAUUACGAGGCAUAUAUCUCGUUCAAAAAAGUCUGUCUUAAAACCGAAACCUGUUAGUUUAGCACAAAUAACUGAUGUUCUCCGCGAGGGCCUUUAUUUACAAAUGUCAGUGUUAGACAUCCAACCGAAGUCCGGCUUGCAGCAGGCACUAGUCAAAUUCAUUACUGGAGUUCAUUAACAAUUGCACUUUUAAGACGACAAGGUACACAUGACAGGAAAUAUCUGAAACUCCAAGGAAUGUUCCAGGUUUUUCUUGUCUCCCUACAGUCCAUAUAUUAAUGCGCUUCAUGUUACACAACCUUUCAGAAUAUUCAUUUUGCAUUUCAUGUAUUUUACGUAAGUAAUUGCUUCUGGAAGCAAAUCUUUGAAAUAAUAUGGCAAUUGCCUGUAGCCUAUCCUGUGCAUUGUUACUUCGUAGUCCAACAGGGCAGGUCAUCGGAGGUGAAAGCAGAGUACGAUAACGAAUUCUCAUGUCAAAUUGUCUAGACCGAUUUGGAAUGUGCGAGAUUCUGGCCAUUUUACGUUACACGAACAUUAAUUCAUCGAUGCCAAAAUUACAACGUACAUUGCAAACAAACUAUUCCGUUCUCAAAACGCAGUUUCACAAACACAACCCAGUACCACCCACAAACCAAUAUUCGUAUUAGAAGUAUUUAGUGUGAAUCAACAGUGUUUCAGUUUCACCCAGUUGGUUUUGAUUGGCUUACACAACGCAUAAGCCAAGAUCCAAUCAACAGUUCCUUUAAUUGCUGUUUAUGGCUUGUUUGGAGACAACAGUGGGUGAGAUGAAGGAUUUAGGGAACUGUAAAUAGACUCGGACGCCAUGGGAGAAUGCUAUGAUCCACGCAAUGCACAAUCACACCUUUCCUCCAAAGCUACAGCGUUCUCGAUUGCGUCCUUGAUGGCUUCGGACGAAAACGGCGCAGAUGAAGCCAAGAGGAAGAAACCCUGCGCCAGUGAAGAUACUCACGUGCCGGGUUGUACAUCUUCAAAGAGGCUUAGGUCUUGCGAGGAAAACGGUACCGAUGAUGCUCCUAAUGGGACUUGUUCUGCUUUAGAAGUCUCUGAAGAUAUAGAAACUAUUACAGCUACUUUAGAGAGUCGCGAUCUAUGGGAUCGCUUCAAUGAAUUGGGAACAGAAAUGAUCAUAACAAAGUCAGGAAGGUGAGAUUGAAGCCGCUUUGUAUUCCUUAGCGAUGUACGACUGAAAGGUUAUUGUUUUGAGAUGUUCUUAAGGUCCUGACUAACUAAAGAAUAGUUAAAUGACUUAAAAACCAACAACUACUCUUUUAGAAAGAAACCAAAAUUGAGAACUUGCGAACAAUCUUCACGAAGCCAUUACCAAGCUGACCGCAGACGGCAUACCAAACUAUAAAUGUUUACGCUAGCAAGUCUUACCGAACGCCGUGAUUUCACCGUGGUGGCAAGACGUUGAUAUAAACGUUCAUGGCGAUGAAAAACAGUAUACUUGAAACGGAGUAUUUCGUGUGCGAUAAUGUGGUCUAAAUGAUUCGGUUGUUUUGCAAAGGCGACCGCAGUGACUUGGAUACUUCACACCAUGUUUUAUUUAUUGGCUUACUGACAGGUAUUGUGAAUGCUAUCCAAAAUUACUCACGAAACCAGCUAACUAGUUACAUUGAGCAAUUGUAAACUCCUUAAAGUGAUAUUUAUAAAAAGUGAAAUUGGAAUGAAGUGUGCGUUAAGUUGUGAACGUUCGGUAUGCCAAGUCCAUGGCUUGCUCUUGCCAACAUCAUGUAUUUCCAACUGCUUGGCUGUUAUGUAACUAUGAA